AUGAGGAUGCAUAGUGGGGGAGAGUGGGAGAUAGUAGUUGACUGGAUUCAGAGGGUGAUCUACAGUAGCUGGAUAAUCUUUGUGAAGACGCUUACCGGCAAGACCGUCACCCUCGAGGUGGAGAGCUCCGACACCAUCGACAACGUCAAAGCCAAGAUCCAGGACAAGGAGGGCAUCCCUCCAGAUCAACAGAGGCUCAUCUUUGCCGGAAAGCAGCUCGAGGACGGCCGGACCCUCGCUGACUACAAUAUCCAGAAGGAGUCGACUCUCCACCUCGUGCUCAGGCUUCGUGGUGGCAUGCAGAUUUUUGUGAAGACUUUGACUGGCAAGACCAUCACCCUGGAGGUGGAGAGCUCCGAUACCAUUGACAAUGUCAAAGCCAAGGUUCAAGAUAAGGAGGGUAUCCCGCCGGAUCAGCAAAGGUUGAUCUUCGCCGGAAAGCAGUUGGAGGAUGGUCGUACUUUGGCCGAUUAUAAUAUCCAGAAGGAGUCUCCGUGGUGGUGCUGGUUUCUGAGGAGUUUGGUUUGUUCUAUUGUUAUUCCAUUCAGGAAGUUCUGUUUAGGUCGCUUUUUUAUUUAG
This is a messenger RNA of Fragaria vesca subsp. vesca, 579 nucleotides long. RefSeq names its product polyubiquitin 9-like. Bases 1 to 579 code for a protein of 192 amino acids. Gene Ontology annotation, cellular component: cytoplasm; nucleus. Gene Ontology annotation, biological process: modification-dependent protein catabolic process; protein ubiquitination. Gene Ontology annotation, molecular function: ubiquitin protein ligase binding; protein tag activity. The transcript has 3 exons. NCBI's taxonomy places the organism in Eukaryota, Viridiplantae, Streptophyta, Magnoliopsida, Rosales, Rosaceae. The record is from RefSeq and is a predicted model, not a curated record.